UCUUGCGGAGUUUUUAACCCCCCUGCUAAAUUACUCAUUUCGCUGGAUAACAAUUAAAAAUACACUCAUAUUUUCUAUACAUGACCUUUUAAUUUACAACAAUAACACUUUAAAUUAAUUACUAAAUGGCUGUUCAAUAAUUUGCUUUCAUAACUGUCCACCUUAUCCUCGAGCCAUGACAGAAGCAUCGUCCAGUCCGUACCGUGCCCUGGGCACGGACAAGCAGCGACAGGUGAGUUUAUGGCGCGCUCAGACUGAAAACCAGUUCGAUUAAAGAGAGUGCAUGAGUCACAUUUUCUGGAUGCGUUAUAAGUAUACGGUAAACGGCCUCUCAAUAGGACAAUAAAGCAGCCGUUAUAAUAAUACUCAGAAAAGGUGGGGGAAACUGCUCUUGGAGUGGCAGGGAUCCAAUUCCUGCUCAGAAUGUGAUGAGUCUGUGCUGAGACUCGAGGAAAUUCUGUCCGAGUUAGGUAACGACCGAUUUCACCCAACGUUCCUGCCAGAAAAAAACUUUCCACCCUAAACUGCGCAACGAAACACCCCUCCUACUUCUUCUCCUUCUAAAUUAUAAUUAUGAAUGAUGAUAUUUAUAUUUUUUUGUAGGGUUAGGAUAUGUGGUGUGUUUCAGCAUCCCAACAAAGGGUACUGCUUUCAGAUGACUCUGCAUGAUACACAUAUUUAACUAUCAUGUCAGACAGACGGGUGGGAAAAAUGUCGCUCCAUAAUUGUGCUUGAUGAGUAAUUAUCCUCAAUCAGCGAACACCAACGUUCAAUUGUUGUCACUCAUCAUUAAGAAUAUAAUAGGCUACUAUCAUCGCAACACCGCACUACGAAACAGCGAUCUAACCCACCUGGGGGAGACCCCGGCCGGGUACUAGCAGUUCAGAGAUGAGACGAGAAGAUCUGGGGAACUAAAAGGAGAAAGAACAGACACCACUACAAACAAUGUUGCCUUUGGCUUCACUUCCUGAACAUCAGCACUGGAUGUGAGCUCAUCAAAAUAACACAGGAGGCUUUGAUAGGUAGUAAGGUUAAAGUGACCUGUCCUCACCACUCCCACCUCCUUCUCAUCUACCCUCAAGACUCAAGCCGUGUGUUUCUGUGAAGUCAGCAGUGCAGCAAACUCUGAAGCUCCGACCAGAAGCUUUACCACGGAUCUCCUGCUCUCCUGGGCCUCACCGAUCACAAGGAACCUCCUCGUCCACCCUUCCUCUAUCCACAUCCACCCUCCCUCCACAUCUGGCCUUCCUCCACAUCCAACCUACCUCCAGAGAGACACAGAGGCAGAGAGAGCAGUAUGCCCACCCCGUCCAACGGGACGCCGGAGGACACCCUGACGCGGGCUCUCGGCCGCUACCUGGACGCCUGGCGGCGGAACGCCUCGGCGGCGGCCGACGCGCUGGACAAGACCCUGCUGGAGGAGAACUUUGUGAACGUGGAGUGGUACCUGGCCGUGAUGAUCGGCAUGUUCGCCUUCAUCGUGGUGGCCAUGCUGGUGAGCACGGUGAAGUCCAAGCGGCGGGAGCACUCCAACGACCCGUACCACAAGUACAUCGAGGGGGAGUGGACGGAGAAGACCACGCAGGGCUACACCAACGACGCCGCCAGCUGAGGCCGCCCGGAGGGACGCCGUCGUGUUGUCUUCGUCCUCACCUUUGGCAUCGUAACCAUCAUCAUCCUCACCAUCAUCAUCAUCAUCAUCAUCAUCAUCAUCUUCAUCUUCCUUGUUAUAAUCAUCAUCUUCCUUGUUAUCAUCGACGGGAAGAAAAAUGGAAACGUCCCUAAUUAAUCAAAAAAGCAUACACGUAAAAAUACUUACUUCACCAAGUUAAACGCCACAAUAAAGGGGAGUACAAAAGGU
Molecule: messenger RNA, 1861 nt
Organism: Gadus macrocephalus (Pacific cod)
Lineage: Eukaryota; Metazoa; Chordata; Actinopteri; Gadiformes; Gadidae
Product: potassium voltage-gated channel subfamily E member 2-like
Exons: 5
Coding region: 1298-1612 (104 amino acids)
Biological process (GO): potassium ion export across plasma membrane; regulation of ventricular cardiac muscle cell membrane repolarization; regulation of heart rate by cardiac conduction
Cellular component (GO): membrane
Molecular function (GO): transmembrane transporter binding; potassium channel regulator activity; voltage-gated potassium channel activity involved in ventricular cardiac muscle cell action potential repolarization
Source: RefSeq, a predicted model, not a curated record